AUGGCAGCCGACGCGGAUGCUGUACGGGCCGCCAGGAUUGCCAAGAGGAAGGCCAGAGAGGCCAAAAAAUCAUCUAUCCCUGCCAUGCGUUAUACGUCCCCUGCUUCCCGUGACACGCCCGAUCCCAUGGCUACUCUACAGUUCAAGUCAGUCAAAAUCACAUCAAUCAAAGAGUGCUUACACUGGCCACUGCAAGUGUUUGGUAUCGUUGCUGCACGUGAUAUCCUGGAUAACAAGCGCAACAUUAUUUUCCACCGUCCGAGAAAUAGCUGCCAGACCAUCACUGAAGAGGAUCCAUAUCUUGCAUUGACCGGCCCCAGUCGAGCUAUUGCGGUGUCAAUAGACCCUUCCUACAUUGAGGUUUCCCUGAAAGUCAAGGGCACUACAAAAGCUGAGGAUAAAGAUCUGAGUGAUCUUGUUGUGACUUACAGAAGUGGGUAUUGCCUAACUGGUGUUUACCCUAGCAGGCUCAGCACGCUGAAAUUUGAAUUCAGCCAUGUUAGUAUCACUGUGGAGGCCACAAUCUGUAUAAAACUCACUGGUGGGUCAUGGCCAAUUGGUUUCCAAAGUGUAUUCACUGCUGGCACCUCUACUGAUGAUGUCCUCGUCAAAUUACUUGAUUCCGGACAUGACGGGUUGCCUGUCGAUGCCAAUGGUGUGACCAAGCUCUCGCGUCGCGUGGUUUCUGUUGGACUUGAGAAGUUUCUAAAGGUUUAUCUCAUGGCAAUUUCGAUUAAUGAGAAACAAGUUGUUGAGAGUAGCGAGGCAACUUUUAAGCCUGAGAGGGCUGGUAUUAGCCUAAUCAAUCUUAGUCUUGGCUUCUGUAGUAUGGAAGUUGCCGUUGCUUGGUCAUGUUUCUGUGAUGAGUGA
Messenger RNA from Triticum aestivum (bread wheat), 870 nucleotides. RefSeq lists its product as uncharacterized. NCBI's taxonomy places the organism in Eukaryota, Viridiplantae, Streptophyta, Magnoliopsida, Poales, Poaceae. The transcript is spliced from 3 exons. The coding region runs from base 1 to 870 and encodes 289 amino acids. The record is from RefSeq and is a predicted model, not a curated record.